This is a messenger RNA of Zymoseptoria tritici IPO323, 507 nucleotides long. RefSeq lists its product as uncharacterized. NCBI's taxonomy places the organism in Eukaryota, Fungi, Ascomycota, Dothideomycetes, Mycosphaerellales, Mycosphaerellaceae. The record is from RefSeq and is a predicted model, not a curated record. Bases 1 to 507 code for a protein of 168 amino acids. The transcript is spliced from 2 exons.
AUGUUCCUCAGCAUGAUCAACCUCAUCGCCACCCUCCUCACUCUGCUCAUGGCUGUGGCCGCCGCGCCGUUGACAUCAGACCACGGCAUCCCACGCCGCAUCCUCCAAACCUCCCACAACACGACCGCUGUCCCCUCAAUCAACCAGAAGACCUACGACCUCCUCUGCUACAACGCCUGCCGCGCAGUCCCGCACGCAGUCGCCACCUCCGCCAUGGACCGAUUCUGCUCCGCUGAGGUCCUCUUCUCAGUCGACCAGUCCACCUCCGGCGGCGUCGGAAGUUUCGUCGGAGAUGUCUGGAUGCAAGUCACCUCUCGCCCGGUCCCUGGAUGCCCGCUGAACACCAACCUCGACGCCGCCUCUUGUCGGGAUGGAUUCGUGAAGACGAUCGAGGGAUGCGAUGUCGGGUCUGAUCAGAAGCGCGGAGGGUUCUGGAUUGGGGACUUCCAAGCGAUAGUCAAAGUGCCGAACGCAUUCCAAUUCAACACAGUCGGUCCGAUACAGUGA